Molecule: messenger RNA, 2931 nt
Organism: Paecilomyces variotii
Lineage: Eukaryota; Fungi; Ascomycota; Eurotiomycetes; Eurotiales; Thermoascaceae
Exons: 1
Coding region: 362-2752 (796 amino acids)
Source: RefSeq, a predicted model, not a curated record
AUCGCCUUCACUGUGCCAGGGUCUCCCUCAGAUUACCGCGGGUACUUUCCGCCGUGAAUGGAUCUCGCCGCGCCCAUUCACUGCGACUGCGACAAUAACCGUUCCUACUGAUCUAUUGACCUACGAAUACCCUGCCAUGAUCCUUGAGACCUAUUGAGCCUGCAUAUAGCGACCUGGUCGAUUCACCCUUGUGCGCCACUUUAUGGAAUCUCUGGAUGUCUGACUUUAACGACUGCAUCUAUCAUCUGCCACGUCAAGGAAACAAAUGAUCUCGCGAAAAUAGGGUAUAUUCUUGUUGCAUCUUACGUCCUGAACUUCGAUUGGCAUUUUCCUAUAGUCUCCAGGUCCUAGUUGGAUUGCAAUGUCGGCUCAAACAACGACUUAUUCCCACGAAAAGAACGAAGACAUCCCCCGAUUUACUACGAAGGGACCCCACAACACUGAGCCAGAUUCGGUCGACAAGCGGCUAAAGGACCUGAGGGACAAAGUCUUGCCUGUUUAUCCUUUCCUCCUAACCGUCCCAUCGGACGUGCCGUUUCGCCUUGGAGAUCGAUACGUCAAUAAUUGGGCGGUGGGAACGGACGGUCCAUUCAAACCGGAAGAACAGCAACUACAGUACAUGACAUUUUUGACCCAUUCGGAAGGCGAUUCUUUACUGGUUGCUGUUGGCGAUUGGUCAGAUGACAGUGGGAAUAUCAUGGCUGAAGACGAUUCCAAACCUACAAGUGUGACCAGUGCUGCCAGUACCCCCCUCACUGGCGCGACCAAGAAAAAGAUCAGUCUAAGUGACUACAAAAGCAAAAAGAUAACCAGUGGUCAAACUACCUCUGGAAAUCAGGGUGCUAUUGACGGUGCUGCACCGGCGCCUGACACUCCAAAAAACCAUGCGCGUAUUUCCAAGCAAGCUACAAAUGACAGUUCUGUCCCGCAAACAGACAGCCCCAAGCGGUCGAAGCCGCAUAUUCAUACUGAAGAUGGCGCUCCACGCCGUAAACGGUCCGUGGAGCCUGAAUCGAAGCCUUCGAAGGAAGAGGAUCGGAGGCACGGUGGACGAUCUCCUAAGAAACCGCGAUUGUCUCCCCUGAAAACUGAGUCUGGUGAUGGUUCCCAGACUAAUGGCGCAACCCAUGCCCUUCCAGCUCUUCUCUCACCGACCCUCCCACCAGUUCCUGUCAGUCCGAAACUUCCACAAUUGCUCUCGCCUACACUUCCGCCAGAUAUCGAAGAGGAGCUCUCAAAACUACGAGACGAGUCUCCCAUUACGAAUAUUCAUGCCAAAGACAGAUCACCAAUUCCACCUCGAACAUCCAAACACGAUCCAGAUGGAAGGCGUCCGCAUUCCGGAUCGCUUGCAAGCUCAAAGAACCCUAAUAUCAAUAAUAAAGCAGUGCACACACAUAAUCGAUCAACAUCCGGUUCGAAAACAGUGGCCCAUGAUCCUCGAGAAUCCUCGGGCAGUACGGGUAGGAAAAUGCCUAGCAGCACACAUGGAACCGACAGCCCAAGCUCUAAAACUCGCCUUAUUGUCAAACUGAAGUACGGCCGAUCGAAUAGGAAACGGGUUGAGGCUCUUCUCAAAUUUUCAGGGAAGAGGAAGGCGGCCGGCGACAGUGCACGCUCGAAUCUGGCGGAAGAUCACGAUUCUAGGGAUAACAGAACCAAGAAAGAUCUGUCUUUAUCAAAGCUUCAAGGCGACAGACGGCAAAGGCUUGUUGAGAGUGAUGAUUAUCAAGACAUGCCUAGGAAACGUCCAAAAACGGUAGCGCCAGGAUCUGCUUCUCCGAGUUCACCAGUUCCUGCCUCUGAUGCUACCGGACAUCACUCGCGUUCCUUCAAGUCAGUAACUUCUGCACCGAAAAGAGACGCCAGGGGGGGCUCCUCACGACAUCCUGAUCCAGAAGACACUGAAGCCAGGUCGCAAUUGGCCGGCAAGACCACUCCUCUACACCCAGAGAGAAGCACACGGGCGUCCCCUCCGCUGUCGAGAGAAAGCAAGCCCACGCAUAGUCGGGAUCGCGAACGGCGAGCAUGGCGAGACGAGUACCAGAAAUAUGCUGGUCUGGGAAGGGAGCUGAAACACGCUGCCAGUCGACAGACAACAGACGCAAAACUCGCUGCGGCUACUGCUGUGGAAGCGAUUCUUUGCUUCAUCCUCGCGUUCAUUGCGGACGACAGAUGCAAGACAAUCACUCGUCAGGUCCCAGAUUCGACCAAUUGGCGAUCCAUUCUAGCAUACUGGCGUGUAGUCACCAAAAACAGCGUCGCAUAUCCCCAUCUUCAUAGUCUCUGUCUUCUUCUGGGUGCCAUCUCCCACGAUACCAUUCAUGCCCUUGAUCUCGAGCGUCUCGCAGUCAGCCCACUUCCUGGAGAACACAGUCCAGUGCCCACUCCAGGGAGUGACGGGCAUACUGUCACAGCGGACGAGAGCAAGAAAUACAAGUCAGAAUUCCUCGAGCUGAAAGCCCGCCUUCCGGAAUACUAUAAGGAAGCUCUACGGCUCUGGCUAGAGGGAGCUCGUAAGCUUUCAGACGAGACACUGAAGCACGAGUUUCCCAGUACAUGGUCCAAACGCUCUGGAGACUAUCUCGAUCGGGGCAAAGAGCCAUUAAAACUGGGGUCAUACUCUGGUCGAUUCUUUCUACCACUAGGAAGGACGACCACGCCGUUAGAAGCGGUUCGAUUCGGUUUUGCAGUUCUCAGCGAGUGGUGCCAAAAGGAAGGUGUGGAUUGGCACGGUCGGCUGCAAUUAUGAUUCCAUUGUUGUUUUCCCUUUUCCCUUUCUUUUUUCACUCUAUUCCAGUUAUUUAUCCCUGGAGAUCCGGCGUCUAGUUUUUUGUUUUUUUGGCGGGCAAAGCCUCCUCUUACUUAAACUUAAGCAUGUGUUAUUGUUGUUCUUUUUUUCCCUUGUUAUCUGUUAUUUUUUUUUUUUUU